GACUUCAAGGUAAUUCCUGCUGUGGUGGAUGGAGUGUUCCUACCCAGGCAUCCUCAAGAGUUAUUGGCUUCUGUGGAUUUUCACCCUGUCCCCAGCAUCAUUGGUGUCAACAAUGAUGAGUAUGGUUGGGACCUUCCCAUGUACUUGGGCUCUGCUCAGACAAUAAUGGAAAUAACCAGAGAGAACCUGAAUGCUGUUCUGAAGAAUACAACAGCACAAAUGAUGCUGCCUCCUGAGUGCAGUGACUUGCUAAUGGAUGAGUACAUGGGAGACACUGAGGACCCCCAGACCCUCCAAAUUCAGUAUACAGAGAUGAUGGGGGACUUCCUGUUUGUGAUCCCUGCACUCCAAGUAGCACAUUUUCAGCGUCCCCAUGCUCCUGUCUAUUUCUAUGAGUUCAAACAUCAAUCCAGCUUUCUCAAGAAUACCAGGCCACACUAUGUGAAGGCUGACCAUGGGGAUGAAGUUCCUUUUGUCUUUGGAUCCUGGCGCUUUGGCAUGGAACUUAACUUCACUGAGGAGGACGAGCUGCUGAACAGGAGGAUGAUGAAGUACUGGGCCAACUUCGCACGAUAUGGGAACCCCAACAGCCAGGGUCUACCCUACUGGCCUAUGUUGGACCAUGAGGAGCAGUACCUACAGCUGGACAUCCAGCUUGCUGUGGGCCGAGCCCUGAAGGCCAGAAGGUUGCAGUUCUGGACCAAGACUCUGCCCCAAAAGAUCCAGGAGCUAAAGGGGGCUCAGGACAAGCAUGCACAGUAG
Messenger RNA from Psammomys obesus (fat sand rat), 762 nucleotides. Its product is annotated as acylcarnitine hydrolase-like. The transcript is spliced from 6 exons. Gene Ontology annotation, cellular component: intracellular membrane-bounded organelle. The annotation marks the transcript as partial. Gene Ontology annotation, molecular function: carboxylic ester hydrolase activity. The record is from RefSeq and is a predicted model, not a curated record. NCBI's taxonomy places the organism in Eukaryota, Metazoa, Chordata, Mammalia, Rodentia, Muridae.